CACGACUUGGUCUCCCCUGGCAACCGCAUUGACGCCGGAAACUGUUCGAAAGAAGUGAACACAGAAAUGCGAAGAAAUCCGGAUUCAUUAAAGUCUGACAUCAGGAAUUUCUGAAAAACACUGUGAAGGGACAUAGGAGAGGAUCAGUCUGGUGCUUUUUUGAAAACUCCAUGCGGGACAUGAGAUGGGGUUUCUACUCUGCCAUACAGCAACAGGAUUUCCAGAUAGAGAUGGCUGAUAAGGGGAAUCAGAAAAGCACUAAGACCCCCUCGACUAAUUCCAAACUCUCUGGAAAGAGGCCUAAGAGCAGCACCAGUAUAGUGAGCAACAAAGCAAGUGGAAAACAAAAACCUGGUUCAGGUAAAAAAGUCGACUCUACUUCAAACGUUGAGAGUGCUGUUCCACCGGAGGACAUCUUCCCUCUUGUCCUCACCGGCGCAACUCAAGAACUGUUUCAGUGCCGUGCUGAUGAGGAUGUCACGCAGGAGAAUCCCUUCAAAAUCCUCAGAAAAGAAGAAAUCCUUCAGGACAUGAAAACCAGGGCUGCCGUGUCUGAUUUCCACCCCGUGAAGCAGCUGGUGCUGAACUAUCCAGGAGAGGAGCUCUUACUAGUAUUUGAUAGGGACUUCAGUUAUGGGCAGAGCUUCUAUCUUGCUGGAACAGAGGAGGCCAAGGAAAGGAUUUUGCAAGUGCAAGAGCCCACAGAUGCAGACGUAGUGGAGGAGGAGUCGCUGCUUGAGAUGCCUGUGUACAAGACUCCAGAGCCCCAUCCUUGGGUGUCUCUGGGCAGUGAGGUGGAAAUAGAGGAGGAAUCUGUAAAGGACUCAAAAAAGAGGUUGAGAUACAGGGCCUCCAGAAUCCGACGAGAAUUUGGAGCUCAAGUGCAAUUCACUGAUCGCAAUGCUUCAGCAUCUAAGGAUGGUUACAUUGAGUGUCCACCCUACCAGGACAAAAGCUUUUGCAUUAAACAACUUGAGAGAGACACUGGGACACAGGCUAUCCCAGACCUGUGGGACUCCAGUACUCAAACCCAAUGGAAGUUCCCAAAGAACACCUGGACUCAGUAUGUUCCCAGGGAGUUCACUGAGGAAGAAAAAGAGAACUGCAUGUAUUCUGAGAACCUUAGGAACUUCAUCACUUCAGUUGCUCUGAGGUUUGAAAUAGCUGUGCAGCAGAAUGAGAUAAUGGAUGUCUUCUUUGAUGACUGGAAGGCACUUGGUGAGGAAGAGAGUACAUUUGGGGGAAAAGCAGACACUCACCUGAAAGAGUACCAGUCCUUCACAGACCUCCACUUCAGCAAACAGAAGAGUAUCAGCUAUAUAAACUGGCACCCCACCAUUAAUGGCGUAAUUGCAGUAGCUGUAACAGAGAGGCUGUGCUUUGAAGAUCGGAUCAAUCUCUCAACUAAGCUGCUUCUGAGUCCUUCCCUCAUUCUCUUCUGGAGUUUCUCUGACCCUAUUAAUCCUCAGUUGCUAUUGGAGUGUCCAGAUGACAUCUACUGCUUUGAAUUCUGUCCCUCUGAUCCCAAUAUCAUUGUUGGUGGUUGCAUUAAUGGCCAGGUUGUAUUGUGGGACAUUUCAGCGUAUAGAGAGUGGGUGCAGAGCUCACGCACUGGAGGAGGAGGGAAGCAGACCCCUGCAAAUGCAAACUCAUUACAUGGCUUUGAAGAGAAGCAAGAAAAUGAAACUCCCAUAGUGCGUUACUGUGCUGUUUCAGCCAUAGAGAAUGGACACAAAGCACCAAUUACUGAUGUGCAGUGGUUGCCAGACUCCUAUGAGAUUUCCAGGGCCGGUGUGCCACUGGAAAACAAAGACGGGGUCUGUGUCCAGAUUGUCACAUGUGCUCCUGACUGCUCUGUGUUAUUUUGGGAUAUCCGGCCCCCGAGAGUUGCUGCUCAUUCAAUGACAGACAGGAAACAGAAACCGGAGGAGAGACCACUGGACAAUCCUCAUGGCGUUCCAAGCACCUUCAAACACCUCGACCUCACCUGGAAGCCUCUCAUUAAGGUGGCCUUUUCGAAGAUUGAAACAAGUGGAGAGUACAGCCCUUUAAAAUUCAGCCGCAGAGAUGGCAUUCAUGACAACAAGAUGUGCAAUAUUGUUGACAAAUCUCUCCAAAAUCUGGAAAAAAAUGAAGGAGGGGUCAACUAUGGGAUGCUCAGGGUUCCCUCAGCUAAACACUUGAAAACACUGGAUGAUGUCAGUACCCAGAUCUUUGUUGGAACAGAAGAUGGAGAACUCAUUUAUACAGACUGGAAGAUGGAAAAGGACAAUGACUCUGGAAAAAUGAUCAGUUCCAAACCCUCUCAUCGCUUUGUUGCCCAUGACGGUCCGGUCCAUACAGUGAAGAGGUCUCCAUUUUUCAAUGAUAUCAUACUGUCUGUGGGGGGCUGGACUUUCGCCAUCUGGAAGGAAGGGGUCAUGAGUGGUCCUAUCCUGCAAUCCUCCUGUUCCAAAAAGAGGUGCACAGUAGGUCAUUGGUCUCUCUCCAGGCCAGGGGUGUUUUUCAUUGGGAAAGAAGAUGGGAAUAUUGAGGUUUGGGAUCUGCUGGAGAAAACACAUGAGCCUUCCCAAACCCAAAACAUAACGACAGCCUCCAUCACUUGUAUUAAACCCUGGAUUGUGUCUUCAAAGCAGCACUUUCUGGCUGUGUCUGAUGAGCUAGGUACACUGCAUAUUCUGGAGAUUCCAUGGACUCUGCGCAGACCUUCCAGCAACGAAAAAUCCAGUAUGAGCAGCUACUUUGAGAGAGAAGUCAGCCACCUUGAGUAUUUUGUGAAACGCCGAGAAUUCAGAGCAAAAGAAAAAAAAGAUAUGGAGGCGGCUGAACAGAGGAAAAAAAUGCAGGAACCUAUAAUCCCUGAGAAAUCCUCAGAGCAGAUAGAGGAAGAGGUGCAGAAAGGAUAUGAGAAUUAUCUGGAGCUGGAAAAAAAAAUUCUAAAGGAAAUGGGUCUUCUUCCAGAAGAGGAGGAGAAAUUGCCUGAUGUCUAACCCUCAAUGAUCUGCCAUACUGUGUGGUGAAUAUAAAUUUUAAAAAGCAAGAAAAUGUAACUUAGUAUGAGAUUUAAUAUCACUGCUGAUUUUGGUGCAAAUUACAUAUUUAACAUUUUUUAACUAUUGGGAGAUUUCAGCUAGGUUAGGGGUUUUAUUUUGUUGCCCUGACGUAUUCAAAAGUGUUCAUGCUAGAACACAGGUUCUCUGUGACUACAGGAGCAGACAUGCUACUUAAACAAUAAAAUAACUAGUUUUUUUGUGUAAAUUGAUCAAAUGGUAAAUUUAGACCUUAAUGUAAAUAUUUAACAAUUUUAAAUACAAAGUAUGCCUGAAUAAAUUGUAUAUAGUGAGAGCAAUGUAUCAGAGUGUAGUGCCCCAAAAACAAUGAUAAUUGUGGGAGAGGCAAUAAACAUUCAAUUUUAAAGUGAAA
Lepisosteus oculatus (spotted gar) is the source of this 3423-nucleotide messenger RNA. RefSeq names its product dynein axonemal intermediate chain 3 (gene dnai3). NCBI's taxonomy places the organism in Eukaryota, Metazoa, Chordata, Actinopteri, Semionotiformes, Lepisosteidae. Gene Ontology annotation, molecular function: dynein heavy chain binding; dynein light chain binding. The record is from RefSeq and is a predicted model, not a curated record. Gene Ontology annotation, cellular component: inner dynein arm. Gene Ontology annotation, biological process: cilium movement involved in cell motility; inner dynein arm assembly.